Molecule: messenger RNA, 4660 nt
Organism: Patiria miniata (bat star)
Lineage: Eukaryota; Metazoa; Echinodermata; Asteroidea; Valvatida; Asterinidae
Product: PR domain zinc finger protein 15-like
Exons: 8
Coding region: 107-3382 (1091 amino acids)
Cellular component (GO): nucleus
Source: RefSeq, a predicted model, not a curated record
GGAGUCGAUAUUUACAGCACAGCAAAGACGAGAUGCGUGUUUUCGCUUGCAGCUGCAGUUCACAGCUUUUCACCCAAACGUUGGCGCCAAUUUUUUGGUGAUAAUCAUGGAAAAGAAGCCAGAAAAUCAGCAACAGAAGGAAAGUGAUGACCUGGACUUGCUUUGGUGUAUCGAUUGCAUGAAGUGCCACGGUCAGGAAUGCCCGCUCCAGCAACAAGGCACCAGACCGGUCGUCAUCACCGACACACCAACCAUCUCCCGUGCCCUCGCAUCCCUCCCAGGAAUCUUAAAUCUGUGCACCGUUGGCAACAAGAGACAGGUCUUGGCUAACAAGAAGAUCGCUCGCAAGACGGUGUUUGGCCCGCUGGAGGCCCCGGAGGUUAGCAGUGAUGGCGAGGACGACGGCUUUGUCCUGAAGGUUUUCAAGAAAGAUGGAGUACUUGUCAAGCUGGACACUUCCGACGAGCAGCGCUGCAAUUGGAUGACCCUUGUUACCAAGGCAACCACAGCAGCCAAUCAGAAUCUGAUCGUGUAUCAGUACCAGGGUGCCUUGUAUUUCACAGUCACCAGGGAUAUACCGAUUGGAGAGGCGUUGCAUGUCUGGUACGCCCCCAACUAUGCUGAAAAGUUAGGAAAAUCACUGCUACAAGAUACAUCAACAACUGCGGAUGUGACGAACCCUUCUACUGAAACGAGCCCUUCUACCGAGACGUCAGUGCCAGAGGCAUCACAUGCCGUCACCUCAGAAAGCGGUCCAGCGGAACACCACAAAGAUCCUGAUGUCAUCACCAGUUCCGAAUCGGCUGAUCCUGCAUCCAGUGCAUCCACAUCGAUGACCGGAGCAGUGAUAGUAUCUGUAACACUGGAGAAGAAGUCUGGCGCAUCAAGUAGUUCAACACCCCAGAAACCCCAACGCAGGAUGGCUACUCGAUCAACAACUAGGAAAGAUCCUUCCACUGCUAAAGAGUCGGCUAGGAGCACUACCUCUAGGUCUAAGUCUGGGAAGCGAGGUUCAUCAGCCAUAGAAGAAGCUGCACAGGAAGACGUUGAUGAAGAAACCACAGCGGAUUCAUCCUCAGUUGGUGAACAAGCAAUCCCAUCUGCGCUUCAUGUAACAAAAGUCGGAGCCAACAAGCGGAUUUACGUGGUCAGGGGAUCAGGAAAUAUGAGAGGUAGAGGAAAGAUGGGCAUGACUGGUAGAGCAAGACCCCAGCCCAGUGAGCCUGACGAAGACGACACAUGCGACGACCCACCGUCUGCUAAAGCAUUUCAGUUGUGGAAGAAGAGGCUUGGAAAGUACUAUCAACUGGUACCCAAGCGCAAACCGGAAGUGAGACGCGCACAAGCGUCUAAGCGAGUCAAACACAGCAUAGUUGCCAAACCUCCCAAGAGAGACCGGAAGAAUUCCCAUCUUUCUGAAGCAGAGUAUAAGCGGAUUGAAGAGCGCAUCUGGGAUCAGGCUCAGCGAUCCUGCUGCGAUUGCUCCUUGGUGUUUGAUGAUGCUGACAAGCUGAUGGAGCACGUCCGGACUGAGCAUCAACAGGAACCCAUCCUGUGUUCAGACUGUAAGAAGGUAUGUCUCACUGACGAGCAGCUCUCUGAGCAUAUCGCUGUCAUCCACCCAGGACCCCAGGACGUGGACGCCGACAAGGACCCCUCCAAGUACAGAUGCCCCCUGUGUGACAAGAAGCUCCUCCAUCUCCGCACCUUCCGCAACCACCUGGAGUUCUUCCACGGCAAGACGUUCAGCUGUCCCACCUGCGGGGGGACGUUCUGGAACCGCUCCAAGUACCUACAACACAUCGGGGAACACAAGCUGCAGGGGGAAGAGGUGGAAGCUUCAGAUAUGUACACCUGCGAUAAAUGCAACCGGGAAUUCACCUGUCUGUCUGGGUUGAGCAUCCACAAGGCUUUCGCUCACAAGGAGAAGUCUUUCUCCUGCAAAUACUGCACGUAUACCACAAGGUACGAGCUCACUCUCCAGGAACAUAUCCUGUUCAGCCACCCCGAGAUAGAUCUCGGCAUCCCCGAGUCUCAGAAGCUGGCCUGCGAGAUCUGCUACGCCGUCUUCCUGCGCAACAGAACCCUCAAGCACCACAUGCUGAACCACAAGAAGCGCGAGUUCAAGUGUAACAAGUGCGACACUGUCUACCGCCGCAAGGAAAACCUGGACCGGCAUAACUGUCUGACAGCGCGUCGACGCACUGUCACCAUCGACAUGAUCGAGACCGAGAACCAGUCCUCGAGCUCCUGCGAUAUGUUUGAGUGUCAGCGAUGCAAGAAGCUGUUUGCCACCUACGCCGCUAUGAAGCACCAUGCCCAGACCCACCAGGACAUUCACUACACCUGCAGCGUCUGCAACAAGGAGUUCCAUAAAAGGUUCAAUUUUGACAGCCACAAGUACCAGCAUCUUCGCGUUGCUACUAAGGAAGACGGUAGCAGGGAAUUGAUUCAGGUGACGGUGGGACCGGUCAACAAGCACGCCUGCCACCUGUGCGAUUGUCACUUCACCAAGAUGAGUCCGCUCAUUCAGCAUCUUGAGACCCACCACAAAUCAGCCGCCCCUGAGGUCCACUCCUGCGUCCCCUGCCAGCGGCUGUUCCUAAGCAAGGAGGAGCUCUCGGCCCACGAGGCCAAACACACCCGCAUCACCCUCCCACAGGGCGUGGCCCUAGACACCCUCCACAGCUGUCUGAUCUGCGGGCGUGUCUUUAAGGCCUUAGGCGGGCUGGAGAAACACAUGAGUCUUCAUACCGGCAGUAAGAACCACGUAUGUGAAGAUUGCGGCAAGACGUUCCGUCGGGCCGACCAGUUGAAGUCGCACCGGCUGGCGCGGCACGAUAAAAACAGCAAGUUGUACAAAUGCAAUAUUUGCAACAAAUCCUUCAAGUCCAACUGCCUUCGUCUGCACAUUCAGUGGCAUGCCGGCCAGCGUGACUAUCAGUGUCCGCACUGCAAUCGUACCUUCACUCAGCGGGGGAACUUCAACAGACAUGUCAUCUUGCACACCAAAAAGAAAGAGAUAAAGUGUGAAACCUGCGACCGAACCUUCAAGCAUGAGGAGUAUCUAGAGCGCCACCAGCUGGUCCACAAGAACUACGAGUUCGCCUGCCCCACCUGCAACGGAAAGUUCUCCACCCAGCAUUUCCUGGACAACCACAUCCGCAAGGUCCAUGACGCAGCGGAGUCGUGUUCGUGCGAAUACUGCGGGACGAAAUUCAAGUACACCCAGUCCUAUCGUAAUCACAUGCAUCGCAAGCACCCUGAUGUUCAACGCAGCAGCUACCAGCCGGUUGCAGAGUACCCGGCAGGGAUAACCAAUUUGGAGGUACUCGUCACGUCGCUGAUUUCAACAGACAACCAAGAAACGGAAGAAACAUAGCUUGUGUCCUUAUGGUGGAUACUUUACUGCAAUUUAACCCUCCUGCUGUCGCGUAAUCACCCUGACGUCCAACGCAGCAGCUACCAGCUGGUCGCAGAGUACCCGGCCGGGAUAACAAACUUGGAGGUACUCGUCACAUCGCUGAUUUCAACGGACAACCAAGAUACGGAAGAAACAUAGCUUGUGUCCUUAUGGUGGAUACUUUACUGCAAUUAAACCCUCCUGCUGUAGCGUAAUCACCCUGACGUCCAACGCAGCAGCUACCAGCCGGUCGCAGAGUACCUGGCAGGGAUAACCAACUUGGAGGUACUCGUCACGUCGCUGAUUUCAACAGACAACCAAGAAACGGAAGAAACAUAGCUUGUGUCCUUGCGGUGGAUACUUUACUGCAAUAUAACCCUCCUGCUGUAGCGUAAUCACCCCGACGUCCAACGCAGCAGCUACCAGCGGGUCGCAGAGUACCCGGCAGGGAUAACCAACUUGGAGGUACUCGUCACGUCGCUGAUUUCAACAGACAAACAAGAAACGGAAGAAACAUAGCUUAUGUCCUUGUGGUGGAUACUUUACUGCAAUAUAACCCUCCUGCUGUAGCGUAAUCACCCUGACGUCCAACGCAGCAGCUACCAGCCGGUCGCAGAGUACCCGGCAGGGAUAACCAACUUGGAGGUACUCAUCACGUCGCUGAUUUCACCGGACAACCAAGAAACGGAAGAAACAUAGCUUGUGUCCUUGUGGUGGAUACUUUACUGCAAUUUAACCCUCCUGCUGUAGCGUAAUCAACCUGACGUCCAACGCAGCAGCUACCAGCCGGUCGCAGAGUACCUGGGAGGGAUAACCAACUUCAAGAUACUCGUCACGUCGCUGAUUUCAACGGACAACCAAGAAAACUUGUGUCCUUGUGGUGGAUACUUUACUGCUAUAUAACCUUCCUGCUGUAGCGUAAUCACAUGCGUUGCAGUUACCCUGAGGUUUAACGCAGCUCUACUGGCCCAUCACAGAUUUUGUAAUCACUGUCAAUGUGUCGAGGCCGAGUCAGCGACAUCUUGGAGCAGCGCAGAGGAUUUCAGGUAUAAUCUAUUGGCCUUAAGUUAUGUACUACUGAGCAUAAACAACACUAGGUCUGGCCCAAGACCUUGACACAGUGCAUCCUCCAAAAUCAGCCACACACACUUUUGCCAUAUAGCCUCAAUCCUGCAAAAUCGUUCAUUUGCAAAGAGGAUUCUGGAGGAUUUUGGAAGGUAGGGUUAAUGAAUCAAUCUACAGAGUCCUCCCAAAAAA